Messenger RNA from Lobosporangium transversale, 663 nucleotides. RefSeq lists its product as hypothetical. Lineage: Eukaryota; Fungi; Mortierellomycota; Mortierellomycetes; Mortierellales; Mortierellaceae. The coding region runs from base 1 to 663 and encodes 220 amino acids. The record is from RefSeq and is a predicted model, not a curated record. The transcript is spliced from 4 exons.
AUGCGUCUAGAGGAAGCCGCGGAAGCAGUGGGUAUUGUGACCGUAGGAUGGCGAGUCCUAGCUUCCGAUUGCGAGGUAGUCUUUUCAGGUUUCUUUGGCUCGGAGACAUCCCCAAGUGGAUCAAGGUCGACAUCAAGGGCAAUUCAAGGCCUCGAGCUGCGAUUCUGUCAUCGUGGGGAAACAAAGAUAUGGAAAUUCAAUUCAAAUGAGAAUGUGCACAUGCACUUGCUGGAAGAAAGAAAGACUACACUUACAAAACACCAUUGCAAGGAGCAUGUCAUCAUACGUCGUCCCACUGUCUGGUGCACAGUGACUGGUGAAGUCAUCUCCAUGUAUCAUCCCGAGAUUGCCUACCAUCCUCAGCUGCCACCUUCAUACGUUGCUACUCAUCCGGGUGUGAUCACACCUCUCCAGACCCCAACUCAUGAGCCCCUGUCAUCUGUCUCAACAUCCUCUCCCAUGUCUCCUAUGACGCCUUUGACUCCUAUGGCUCCUCCUCCUACCUUAAGUGCUACGGAUCUGAUCCGUAUUGAUGAGUCUAACCUUCUUCCUCCUCUUCAUCGUCAUUCAUACCAUUCGCGCCCAUACUCACACCCUCCCAAUGACUUUCUGAACAUUUUGCGGUUUAUUUGGAAAAGUUUAUUUGCCAUUGAUCCUGUUUGA